Alternaria viburni is the source of this 3681-nucleotide messenger RNA. RefSeq lists its product as uncharacterized. Gene Ontology annotation, biological process: regulatory ncRNA-mediated heterochromatin formation. Gene Ontology annotation, molecular function: helicase activity. The transcript has 3 exons. The coding region runs from base 1 to 3681 and encodes 1226 amino acids. Gene Ontology annotation, cellular component: nuclear RNA-directed RNA polymerase complex. NCBI's taxonomy places the organism in Eukaryota, Fungi, Ascomycota, Dothideomycetes, Pleosporales, Pleosporaceae. The record is from RefSeq and is a predicted model, not a curated record.
AUGGGGCGAGGCGCUCGUCUCAGGUCAAAGCGAGCCAACCAAUGGGCAACCGGCAGCACGGCUUCUCACAGAAACCCGCAAGCACCGCAAAACAACAAUGCGUACGCAACUCUGGGAGCAUUGGAGUAUGAAGAUCAAGAAAUGAAUGCCGACCUCACGGAGCGGUUCCGGGGCAUGCCUUCCAUCUCUUCCGAACCCAAUUACAUCCCCCACGAUGACAUUCCCAGGUCCGGACGGCCCAGGCCCAACAACGAUAUACGGGAGUACUUCGAACUAGCCAAGCUGCAAGUCGCUGGUGGGGCAUGGCUGGGCAAGCCCGAGAUCCCUAGUCCCUCGGAAAUAUUACGCCCAGAAUCUGAUAUCAGAAACGGCAACGAAGCACUCAUCGAGGUUGACGAAACCAUUCGCCCACACAAGCCAGAAGGUGCAUACAAGGACGAAGAAGAAUAUCUGGGAACCAAGUACGAGCUACUACGAGAGGACGCAGUCCGAUCACUCCGCGAGAUCAUCAGCGAGGUUCGCGCAGAUCCUUUCAAAGAUGAGGCGGAAUACAGCGACCAGAGUAUUGGUAUCUACGAUCCCGUGUACAUCACAUCACUUGUGUUUUCACUGCGAGGGCUCGCAACGCGUGUUGCCUUCUCACUCAGCCGAGUCAAAAAGCACAUUCGAUGGGAGCAAUCGAAGAGAUUGAUAACUGGCACCCUUGUUGCCUUGUCGCCUACCGACGAUGCGUUUCAAACCCAAUGCGUUCUGGCAGUAGUCGCAGCCCGCCCCAUCUCUGCACUAGAGCAAAAUCCGCCUGAGAUCGAUCUGUUCUUCGCGCGUCCGGAAGACCAGGAGAUAGAUCCAAUGCGGAAGUGGAUCAUGGUGGAAUGUCGGAGCAGCUUCUUCGAAGCCAGUAGACACACUCUACUUGCUCUUCAGCACCUCAUGAGAGAGCCGUUCCCGCUGUCGAAGUAUCUGGUGCAUGUUCAACAGGAGGUUGAGCCUCCACGUUACAUCAAGCAUAACCCUUUUAUCAAUCUAAGCUCCCUCGUCAGCAUGGAGGAGAGUACAGCAUACGAGAACGUCAACGUAUUGGAGGAUUGGCCUACCAUGUCCUCGCACACCCUCGACAAUUCUCAGAGCAAGGCUUUGAAACGGAUGUUGACAAGCGAGCUGGCUAUUGUGCAAGGCCCUCCAGGAACAGGAAAGACGUUCGUGUCUGUCGUGGCACUGCAAAUCGCCCGCGAUAACCUACGCAGAGAUGACUCUCCUAUCAUUGUUACUGCACAGACAAACCACGCUCUUGACCAGCUACUCAGACAUACGUCACAGUUUGAGCCCAACUUCAUUCGCCUGGGAGGAAGAAGUAAGGACAAGGAGAUCAAGAAGCGAACGUUGUUCGAAGUCCGCCAGGAUCUUCCCCAGCAGAAACAGCCAGGCAGCCAGAAGGUUCAAGCUACCAUCGCACUGAGGAAACUGACGGUUCAGUGUCAGCUGUUACUGGCACCUUUGGAAGCCAACAAAGGACCUCUCGACCACAAAGUCUUGGAGGGUCUAGGGUUGAUGACCAAGGAGCAGGCCGAAUCGCUCGAAAUGGACUCACAGUAUACUAUGGGCGGUUCAUCGACCGAUAGUCCGGGCAUCUUGAUGGAGCAAUGGCUUGGAAGAUGUCUGGCUCCGUGCGAUCGUCCGAUUGGGCCAGACCAGUUCGACUGGGGAUACGAAGAAGAAGACCUGGAAGUGGAACAGCUCAAGGAACUCGAAGCAGAAGCCGUGGCUCAGGACGACGACGAUAUCGAAGCUCUCCGUGGAGAAGUGGUAUUGCUACGUGACAACCACAAAGGUACUGGAGCGUCGCUGAACAAUGCCGAUAUCGCGAACAUCUUACGGAAGACGGACGAUCUGACGAUGAUUCCUGUUACCCAACGCGGCACCAUCUACAACUACUUCAAGCGGGAGGCCAAGAGAAUGAUUACCACCGAAAUCCGCAAGAUCGCUAAAGGCUACCAAGAAGCAGUCUUCCAACGUAAGGCAGGCAUGUGGGAAGAAGACGUGCGUGUUCUCAGCAAAGCGCGCAUCAUUGGCUGCACCACAACAGGUCUAGCAAAGUAUCGCGCUCUACUUUGCGCUCUUCGACCACGCAUCUGUAUCGUCGAGGAAGCAGCCGAGACAUUGGAGGCGCCUGUCACUGCAGCCUGUUUCCCGAGCAUGGAACACCUUAUCUUGGUCGGGGAUCAUCAACAGCUGCGACCCCAUACCCAAGUGCGUGCAUUUGAAGAUGAACCCUACUUCUUGAACCUGUCAUUGUUCGAGCGUCUAGUCUGGAACAACGUCGCAUUCGAGACACUCACCAGACAACGUCGUAUGAUUCCAGAGAUCCGACGUCUCUUGUACCCCAUCUACCAGGAUACGCUCAAGGAUCACAAGAGCGUGAAAAAUCUCGAUAAUCGUCCCCCAGUCGAGGGCAUGGGCGGCAACAACAGCUUCUUCUUCUGCCAUGAGUGGCAAGAGUCCCGCGACGCCAACAUGUCGGCAGUAAACGCAGCUGAGGCAAGGAUGAUCGUUCAGUUCUUCGACUACCUAGUCCUCAACGGUGUAGAUGCCACCAAGAUUACCAUCUUGACCUUCUACAAUGGCCAACGCAAGCAGAUCCUCCGAGACAUAAGGGCGCAUCCGAAUCUGCGAAUGUACCCCGGCAUCCAGGUUGUCACAGUGGAUAGUUACCAGGGCGAGGAAAACGACAUCGUCCUUCUUUCUUUGGUGCGGUCGAAUCACAAGCACUCUAUUGGCUUCCUGAGCUCUGAAAACCGAGCUUGUGUCGCGCUGUCUCGAGCGAAGCGUGGCUUCUACAUCUUCGGGAACGCAGAGCUUCUAGCCUGCGAGAGUGGUACGUGGGCUUCUGUGGUUGAUAUCAUGUUCAAAAACAAGAAGUCCAAGCCAGCUACAGGUCAAGAGCGACGCGUGGGUUAUCAGUUCCCGCUGAAAUGCCGCAACCACGGACGCAAAAUAUGGUGCGAAGUGCCCGAAGAUUUCGAUCUCAUCAAAGGCGGCUGCGACAUCAAGUGCGAAGGCUCGUUGCCGUGUGGUCAUCGCUGCCCGUACCCAUGUCACCCCUUCGAGCACGACAUGAUCAACUGCACACAGAAGUGCUCCAAGCGUGUCGAGGCCUGUGGUCAUCCUUGCGUCGCGGAGUGCUGCGAUCCUUGCAAGUGCCACAUGUGUGAGCGGCGCAGUGGAGGCGUCAAAUCAACGCUGAAACCAGCAAACGGGGCAACGUCGUUUCGUGGAGCCCGGCCAAACACGCGAAGCUUGAUGCUCGAAAACACGCUGCCUGCGACCUCUAGACGUGGUGUGCGCUCCGACACUGCACGCAUGACGACUCCAGGGCUAUCGGACUGCAGUACCGUGCAGUGGGAUGUAUACGCUAAUGGCGGUGGUGUCCAGGAAGAUGACGCGCGAGCCUUUGCAAAGAUGAAAGCAGAGGAGGCCGAAUACCACGCCCGUAGGGCAUCUACACCCCAGACUGGCGUUUCCGCUUCAGAUGGCAGGCUUAUCGAGAUGUCGCCAGUGAAAGCAGGACCUGUGUCCAAGAACACAAACCUGCUCCUGGAACUCGACUUUGAGCCAGAGCAUAACCAACAGACGAGCCGGGCGCAUGCGAGUGCUGCAAAUGCCUCUUUCAGUCUGCUCGAUUGA